This is a messenger RNA of Gongylonema pulchrum, 937 nucleotides long. The record is from the annotation of a GenBank genome assembly. Lineage: Eukaryota; Metazoa; Nematoda; Chromadorea; Rhabditida; Gongylonematidae.
GCCAAAUUCGGUAAUGAUGACAUCAUCGAGCGAUUAUUUUCAACUUGCUUAUGGUGAGCUAUCGGAAACUGACAAUGAAGCAGCUGUACCGAACAGGUUUAGCAACAGUAUCAGUGAGGGAGUAUCGAAAACAGCUGCGGUUUCGGAUAAAGAUGGCCCGAUGAAUCCUAAUGCAAACUGUGAUACGGAUGUGGAAAUGGCGCGUUCAUUUGUCCUCAGAGGAUGGGGCAAGGUUGAAAGUAUUCAGGAUGUGGAGACUUUCAUGGCUCUUCUCGAUAGAGUACCACCUACAAAGGUGAAGCAUUCGUUGGAGGAAAAUCUGGCACUGAUAGAUUCCCGAAUUCAAUAUCUUGAUGAACUGAAAGCGGAAAAUAAACCUGCGGAGGCGCAAGACGACAAAAACGAGCCAAACGAAGAUGAUAAUGAGGACGAACUGUUGGCACCGCUGGGACAACCUAUUGAAUAUUUCGAAAAUCACGGGGUUGGCCCAUUUUUGGAAUCACUGUUGCGUUCAUUGGAAAGUAUGCUGGAUAAUUCACUUUAUGUAAAUUUGCAAACAACAUCGGUCUUGGCAGCCCUUGCAUCAUAUUCGCAACCGCUUCUAGCGCAUUAUUUUUUCGAUCAGCGUAUGCUUUUGCAGUCGGGCGUGAAAAAUCUCUUCAAGGUGUUGGAAAUGCUAAAAGUUCGAAUCGAUACAUAUGCCUCUUCGCUUGAUGGUUUCGAAGUUUUGUUAGAAAGAGGCAUCAAAUUUUUGCGCUCGAGGGCUGAACGCUAUGAAAAAGUAAGUCUUGUGAAAGGAACCUUUGGUAACUCAACGAUUUAUUUAUCAAGUUUGGAAAACAGUCGACAGUAUAUGUCACAUUUGCGAUCUUCCGAGUCGUAUGACAGCGAUUGUGCCGAUUCGAAAAACUCGCCAAAAGGUUUAUUCAACAGGUAA